This is a messenger RNA of Entamoeba invadens IP1, 538 nucleotides long. RefSeq names its product asparagine synthetase, putative. NCBI's taxonomy places the organism in Eukaryota, Evosea, Mastigamoebida, Endamoebidae. Gene Ontology annotation, cellular component: cytosol; cytoplasm. The transcript has a single exon. The annotation marks the transcript as partial. Gene Ontology annotation, molecular function: aspartate-ammonia ligase activity. The record is from RefSeq and is a predicted model, not a curated record.
AUGACAACAAUCCUACCAGAGAACUACGCGCCUCUUCUCGACCCCUUUCAGACUGAAAUUGCGAUCCGUAAGAUCAAAGAAGAGUUUGAAGAGAAUUUAAAAUAUGACCUUGACCUUCUUAGAAUUACCGCUCCACUUUUUGUUGAGUCUGGGUAUGGCAUUAAUGAUGACUUAAAUGGUGUGGAAGUCCCUGUCAACUUUGAAGUGAAAGGUCUGAACAACUCCCGAGUUGAAAUAGUCCACUCGUUGGCUAAGUGGAAGAGACUUCAGUUGCAUUACUUACACAUUCCAGUAGGAGAAGGGAUAGUGACUGAUAUGAAUGCCAUUCGCCCAAUGGAGGAUUUAGACAACAUUCAUUCAAUUUAUGUUGAUCAGUGGGAUUGGGAGAAGACCAUUUUAGAGAAAGACCGCACAUUAGACUAUUUAAAAAGUGUCGUUGAAAAGAUAUACCACGCCAUUUACAAGACUGAAGAAUACAUCUGUGACGAGUACUCAGUCCUUCACAAGAAAUUGCCAAAAACUAUUACGUUUGUCCACA